Molecule: messenger RNA, 1681 nt
Organism: Epinephelus moara (kelp grouper)
Lineage: Eukaryota; Metazoa; Chordata; Actinopteri; Perciformes; Serranidae
Product: ubiquitin carboxyl-terminal hydrolase 47-like
Exons: 13
Coding region: 94-1329 (411 amino acids)
Biological process (GO): protein deubiquitination
Cellular component (GO): nucleus; cytosol
Molecular function (GO): cysteine-type deubiquitinase activity; cysteine-type endopeptidase activity
Source: RefSeq, a predicted model, not a curated record
CGACAGGUUGACACUGACAGGGAACAAUGCUCCACUGGGACUUACCGAUGUCUUGUCUGAUGGUCCGCUGUCAGGGCAGAUUCAAAAGGAAAGAUGGCCAGCUCCCAGGAUGAGGUGACAGAAGCAGAGAGGAAGAAACGAAAAGUAAGGCAGCCACAGGGAGGUCAUUAUGGUCUGUACAACCAGGGUGCCACAUGUUACCUCAACAGUGUCCUGCAAGUUCUCUUCAUGACACCAGAGAUCCAUGACAGGUUGGAUCCAAAAUCACAGGACACAGAUGAAGAGCUGAGAAACCUCUUUAAAAGACUGAAAGAAACUACAUCUGGAACAGAAAAUAUCACGAAGAGUUUGAAGAUUAAAAACGUUUGUCAGCAACGUGAUGCAGCUGAAUGCCUGGAGAUGAUUUUACAGAAAGUCAGCCCACAGGCCUCUGAGGUUUUCAAAGGACAGCUGAGAUACACAACAAAAUGUACUGAAGGCCACAGCAUCAUUGAAGAGACUAAUCCAUUCUGGACUCUUCCUCUGUCACUAAAAGAUACCCAUGAUGAUACAACCUACAGUGUGGGAGAAGGCUUUGAAAGAAUUUUCCAGCAGAAAUCAUUCAGUGGAGACAACAUGGUGUACUGCAACGAAUGUGAAAAGAAAACAGAGGCGACCACUGGAUGUGAGAUGGUGACAUAUCCUCAGAUUCUGAUUCUUCUCCUCAAGAGAUUUGACUUUGACUACAGCACCAUGUCAUAUUUCAAAUCACACUGCUGUGUCGACGUGCCACGAACGUUACAGAGAAAGGACAAGGAGUACAGACUGUAUGGGAUGGUGCAUCACAUAGGCAGUCUGAGAGGAGGACAUUACACAGCCACCAUCCUGUGCAGUGAGGACAACACCUGGUAUGAGUUUAAUGACCAUCACGUCAGUCAGGUUAGACGACAGCCAUCUGCAAAAACCUCAACUUACAAGUCCGAGACUGCAUAUCUGCUCAUGUACAGAGGUAAGAUUAAAUCAAUACAUAGAGAAAUCAUGUCAAGAAGUGGAGGAGAAAGGGACACUGAAAAUGAAAAGAAGAGAAAAACAGGACAGAAUGAAGAAGAUGAUGUGCAGAUGAAAAGACGUGAGGCAUCAGGCCAUCAGGCUGGAGGAGAGAAGGAAUCAGAUGCUGCACCAAAGAAGGGACCAUCUUGCUCUAAAUUAAGAUCAUGUUUUAAGUGUUUAUGCUGUAUAAACUCCAGUGGGACAUAUGAUGCAGCUGAAAAGAAAAAAAAAUGUGUAAAAAAAAAAAGAGGGGGAGGGACAGAUGAGAAAAGACUCAUAGAAAAUUCAUUCCCAGGAUGAAGGAGAAAAGAGGAAGGCACAAUGUGAAAAGAAGUUAAACACUGAGGUUUGAUGUGAGACAGAGCUUAUUGAUGGUUUGAUCAACACAGAAGUGAAAAUGGGCAGUACGGUGGUGCAGUGGUUAGCACACAAAAAAAAUCAUAUAUAUCCAAUCUUGUGUACAUACAUGUCGUAGCCAGCAGAGAGGUUGUGGUGACUUUUGAUGUGUUGUGAUAGUGAUCAGAGAACAUUUUAUUUUGUUUGAUCCUGAUGAUUUUUUUUCCUUUUAAAGACACAUCAGCUCUGAUUUGGUGAAUUUAAAACAUGCACCUAGAUGCUUUGUAAAUGUGAAUAAAGACAAUACAAAUUUUUA